Messenger RNA from Lathyrus sativus (Indian pea), 666 nucleotides. The record is from the annotation of a GenBank genome assembly. NCBI's taxonomy places the organism in Eukaryota, Viridiplantae, Streptophyta, Magnoliopsida, Fabales, Fabaceae.
AUGGCUUCAAUAAGUGAACACCAUUGCUUAAGUUGGCUAGAUUUGCAUCAAUCAAAGUAUGUAGCUUAUGCUUGUCUUGGAAGUUUAUGCAACUUAGUUCCUUCACAGCUUAUGGAAUUGGCUUUGGCCUUGGAAGCAACAAAAAGGCCAUCUAUUUGGGUUAUUAGGGAAGGAAAUAAAAGUGAAGAGUUGGAAAAAUGGUUUGGUGAAGAAAGGUUUGAGGAAAGGAACAAAGGGAGAGGCCUUAUAAUUAAAGGUUGGGCUCCACAAGUGGUGAUAUUAUCACACCCUUCAAUUGGAGGAUUCUUAACACAAUGUGGUUGGAAUUCAACACUUGAAGGGAUAAGUGCUGGUGUGGCAAUGGUAACACGGCCAUUAUUUGCAGACCAAUUUCUGAAUGAGAAGCUUGUUACUCAAGUCUUGAGGAUUGGAGUGAGCCUUGGGGUAGAGAUUCCAAUGAGGUGGGGAGUAGAAGAGAAGUUAUGUGUGUUGGUGAAGAAGCAAGGUAUCAAGGAAGCAAUAUGUAGGGUGAUGGAUGAGGGAGGAGAAAGUAAAGAGAUAAGAGAAAGGGCUAGUAAAUUAAGUGAAAUAGCAAAUAGAGCUGUUGAAAAAGGUGGUUCCUCUUGUCUAAAUAUGACAUUGCUUCUCCAAGAUAUCAUGCAAUGA